AUCAGCUUGGCUAUGCUCAGGCCAAAAAAAUCAGCUGCGUUUCCUAACAAAGAAAGCAUGCGCAAACUGCGAUUGAUUGCUAUCUAUCCAUCAUGCAUCAUGCAUGUAACUUUUCCCGUCGAGCUGCUGCACUUACAAUGUGCAUGGUGCGUGGCUUAUCGCUGACCUACAGCAUGCAGCACACCUUUUUGACUGGGUGUUCAGCUCACUGGUUCUACUCUAUCUUUGUGUGGACGCACAUGGACGCAACGGCUGAGUCUAUCCCCGCUCUGGGUGCCUGAUGAUAAUGCCGUUCUACUUGCGAUGCCCUACUACCUCGGUCCUCCACAUACUCCUCGCGGUGAUUCUGCGGUGUUGUCCCAACCAGAAAAAAUGUACAUCUACAAACGACCAGCAACGCAGAGCUUCACGUACCAUUCACGUACCCAGGCGUACGGGCCCCUUCGACCUUCGUCGCACUAAACUGAACGAAUGCCUACCUCAGAGCACACCGACUUUUGCAGACAACUGGUACUUGCCUCGACGCAAAUCUCUCGGUCUCUUACGAUGCACAAUCUCAUUAAGGAUUCGCAACCAUAACGCGCCGCGCGGUCAACCCACGUUCUCCAGCUUUCUGAACAUCGCCCCGUUCGGUGUUGCCAGUUACCAAUCACCGCUCGUGCGACGUACUUCGAAAGAGCUGACCGGUGGUGCCUGUUUUUCCAGUUGGAAACGGGCGAACCGAGUUGGCUUCAUAAAAAUACAGCAUGCCAAUUUUAUGACACUGCUUUCUGCCUCGGCAAUUUUUAGCUCCGUAUUUCUAGCCUCUGUAAGUGCAUGAAACGAAUGUUAUGAUUGUGUUUCAGGAUAGAGCUGGUUCCUGUGGUGUCACACGAUUAUUAUUUUGCGGUGAG
Messenger RNA from Suillus fuscotomentosus, 893 nucleotides. RefSeq lists its product as uncharacterized. The transcript has a single exon. Bases 281 to 820 code for a protein of 179 amino acids. NCBI's taxonomy places the organism in Eukaryota, Fungi, Basidiomycota, Agaricomycetes, Boletales, Suillaceae. The record is from RefSeq and is a predicted model, not a curated record.